This is a messenger RNA of Aspergillus calidoustus, 2572 nucleotides long. The record is from the annotation of a GenBank genome assembly. Lineage: Eukaryota; Fungi; Ascomycota; Eurotiomycetes; Eurotiales; Aspergillaceae.
GCACAUCCGGCACAUCCAGGGCAGCCACAACGCCACCCAUUACUCAGAAUCAGGAACAAGUCUGUGAACCCGCGGAUCAGGGACCAGAACCAUUCAAUGGACUAUUUAUUUCCUUCGCUUUUUGUGUCCACUGUCCCCUGGGUGUCCUUUUCUCCCAAUAAUCAGUCACGCGCCCAAUUUCCAACCCCAUAGUGAUCGCCGGGGUUUUCUCGGGAUCCCCCUCUCAGGGGCUCGCCCGCUGGCCCGCUGCGCUCGCUGGGCAGGUGAUGGCUCCGCACUUGCACUGCAAGCCCAGAAAUUACGGCUCUCGGCGCGACGCUAGGAUGGGGACUCUGGAUGGGUGCGAUACCACCGCAGUGCGGGGAGGGCUUGGAUAGGAAGGUGGUGGCUGCAGAAUGACCGAUAUCCACUUCUUGGCCCUGAAGCUGGGGGUGGAUGCGGUGCCAAAGGGGGGCCCCGAUGGCCGGAGAAAAAGAAAGCAGAAAAAGAUGGGUAUAAAGAGGGCUGCGACGGAUACUGUCGGUUCAUCUCUUUCCCUUCGAAUAGACAAGAACGAACAGGAGAAGAAAGUCGGCAAUGUACUCUCUUGCCCGUGCUGUCUUCCCCUUGCUGGCGGCCGCUGGCCUCACCGCUGCUGCCACCCCAUAUGCGCCGCAGACCCCUCCCCUUACCACAGAAUGGACCGACAAGGUCGGGACGAAUCCAUGGCCCGAGUAUCCGCGUCCCCAGCUGCAGCGCGAGCAGUGGCAGAAUCUGAAUGGGAUCUGGCAGUAUCGGAAUGCCGGCAAUGCGGGGGCUCUCGAGGCGCCGCCAUUUGGGCAGGAGCUGGAUACUGAGGUGAUGAUUCCGUCGUGUUUGGAGAGUGGGCUUUCAGGUCUGCAAGGACAGCACACAAUCUACUCGUGGCUAUCGACGAACUUUUCUGUUCCCGAUGCUUGGGAGGGUCAGCGUGUCUUGCUGAACUUUGGAGCGGUGGACUACGAGGCGACAAUCUUUAUCAACGGACAGAAUGUCGGCUUCAACCGCGGAGGGUACUUUGAGUUUACUGUUGAUGCCACUGACGCUGUCAACUUUGGUGCUGACAACGAGCUGCUCGUCUUUGUCUUCGACCCCACCGAUGGCGACGGCGCCGUUAUCCCCAUCGGCAAACAGACGCUCAACCUCCGCCACAUCUUCUACACCCCCUGCAGCGGCAUCUGGCAGAGCGUGUGGCUCGAGGCUGUCCCCCAAGAGUACAUCACCAAGCUGGACCUGACCGCCGACAUGAACGGCGAGAUCACCGCAAUCGUGCACAGCGCGUCAGGCUCCGGCGCCCCCGUCGAGGUCCGCGUCGAGCAAGGCGACGAGACCAUCGCCACACACACCGCAACCGCAGACGAGUUCUUCACCUUUACCGUCGACGACGUCAAGCUGUGGUCUCCUGAUUCGCCGAACCUGUACAACCUCACCGUCGUUCUUGGUGACGAUGAAAUCAGCAGCUACACCGGCUUCCGCACCAUCUCCAAGGGUACGGUUGACGGCGUGGUUCGUCCUCUCGUCAACGGCGAGUUCCGCUUCAUCUUUGGGACGCUCGAUCAGGGAUACUGGCCGGAUGGCCUCUAUACGCCUCCGAAUCGUGAGGCCAUGAUCUACGACCUGCAACUCCUCAAGGAUCUCGGCUUCAACAUGGUCCGCAAACACAUAAAAGUCGAACCCGCCCUCUUCUACCGCGCCUGCGACGAGCUGGGCCUCCUCGUAAUCCAAGACAUGCCAUCCAUGGCCCUGGUGGAACCCAACGCCGCGCAGCAGGACGAAUUCGCGCGCCAGCUCGACGUCCUCGUCAACCAGCUCAAGAGCUACCCGAGUAUCAUGUCUUGGGUCAUCUACAACGAGGGCUGGUCACAGAUUGUGUCGACGAAUCCGGAGUUUGCGCUUACGGAGCGGGUGCGCGAAUUGGAUCCCACACGGCUGGUUAAUGCCGUUAGUGGGUGGCAUGAUCACGGGGCCGGGGAUUAUAGUGACAACCACCACUACGCGAACCCACAGUGCGGAACACCGUUCUACUCCUACCCCGCAAGCCCCUACGACCCCGAGCGAAUCGGGAUCCAGGGUGAAUUCGGCGGGAUCGGACAUAACGUCUCGAUUGAGAACCUCUGGAACAAUCCCAUCGCAAUCUCGCUAAUCCACGAAACAUACGAGAUCAGCGCGGAGCUCGACACGUGGAACUACCGGGGCCACUUUUUACUCAGCGAGCUGCGUGACCAGAUCCAGCGGUUUUCGUGCAGUGCGGCGGUCUGGACGCAGACGACGGACGUCGAGGGCGAGAUCAAUGGGCUGAUGACGUAUGAUCGCCGCGUGAAGAGGGUGAAUGAACAGCAGUGGAAAGACGAUAUUGAGGCGCUUUAUAGCGCGGCGAGGGGGAGGGGGGCUGCCAGGUGAAGUGGGGAGUAAAUGGAGUAUAUACAUAGGGGAGGGGGUUGCAUUUGGAUUAUCUUUGGAAGGAUUUUGCUUUCUCUUGCAUAUAUUUAAUCACGUUUUCUUGUUGAUUUGAAUAGCUUUCUGAAUGACUAAUGCUAGCUGUAACCUGUUGAUC